Paracoccidioides lutzii Pb01 is the source of this 429-nucleotide messenger RNA. RefSeq lists its product as hypothetical. The record is from RefSeq and is a predicted model, not a curated record. The transcript has 2 exons. The coding region runs from base 1 to 429 and encodes 142 amino acids.
AUGUUUAGGAUUUGCGGGCAGGGUUAUUCUGCCUCUGCUUGCCGCCUUGACGUAACCCCUGAAACCUUCAGCAAGGUCCAAUCCAAUGUCACAACCCCUGUGGAACUGACAGAAUGGGCCAGCUCCGUUGAUUUCAGAGUUUGCACGCUACGAGAGAACGACUAUAUGGAGAACAGUCACGUGAAAGAGGUGUCCGACAGGAACUGGUGCUUUCAAGCUUCUCGUGAGACGACCUCCACAUCCUCGAUCCCAACCAAUAUUGAGAGCCGUAUCAAGGGAGGGCGAUUAACAACCAUAAUGGUUUUAUAUGCCGACAAAGAGGCGGCAGAUGGCGAAAAUAUCGAUUGGAUUCUCAGUGAGGUAUCCCGUCGAAACCAACAAGAAGAUAUCAGCUUCGUUGCAACGUUCACAUCUCUAGAAAUGGAGUAA